Messenger RNA from Labeo rohita (rohu), 5158 nucleotides. Its product is annotated as NACHT, LRR and PYD domains-containing protein 3-like. Gene Ontology annotation, molecular function: protein binding. NCBI's taxonomy places the organism in Eukaryota, Metazoa, Chordata, Actinopteri, Cypriniformes, Cyprinidae. The record is from RefSeq and is a predicted model, not a curated record.
UGACCAUUCUAUUUUGUUUUUCUUAAAUCUAUAAAUUAAGAGUUUUUGAAUCAGUGGAGAUGAUGUUCUGAGGACAGGAGGUAUUACAGGCAGUGAGUGAUAAUGUAAUAUCAUUUUUAUAGAGGAAAUCAAUUGAAACAGAAGGCAACAUUUGUGUUAAAAGCAUUCCAGUGAUUCUCUGAUUCAUUUCAUAUCAAUAUUAGUGACGGGUUGAAUGGAUAUUUGUAGGUUAAAUGAGCGUGUGAAUCCAGUGCAGUAAAUUUAUUUCACCACCAGAGGUCUCUGUCACCCGCUUCUGUCUGUCUGUACUAUUAUUAUUAUUAUUAUUAUUUAACUAAUAAAAGAUAUAAUAAAUACAUAAUAUAUGUAACAUGUGAGGAACAUAACAUUAACUUAUUAGUAAUGAAAUGUGAUGAUAAAAUACCACCUCAGUGCUUGUUGAUGUUUUAAACAAUAGUAGCCUAUAUUUAGUGUUUAUGUGACCUGUUUUAAGACAUGUUAUUGUCACAUUAGCACAGAUAAAGUGAGGGCAUUUGGAUUAGAUGUGAACAUAUUCAGAAAUGAAGAAAACUGCUUCACCUGUACAGGUGUUUUACCCACAGCAGACAUUUUACAGCUAAAAUGUAAACCAGCUAAACCAGUUUAUCAAAAGCGACACUAUUUCAACAGACCCAUGUCUUGUUAAAGGAACGUGAACAAUAUCACGACAGGAAAGUUGUUUGUGAGACAGAUUGGAUUUAUGAACAGAAUGAAGUUUGUGUCUGAUGUUCUUUGUUGAGACAAAGUUGUAGAUAUCUGUGCUGUUUCAAUAGCACUGCCUAUAAAAUGAGUGUCUAUGAGAAGAGAGAGGAUGAGGAUGUUCACACACAUGAAGCAGCACCUCCAGAACACAGCUGUGUGUCUAUGAAGAGUGACUGGUCCAUAGGGGUCCCACCUAAUCUCAGGGCUGAAACAAGAACCUCUGAACUUGAUGCUGCCUUUAAAAUGAGAAAGGAGGAGGUUUCUGUUCAGACAAAUAAAGCAGCAUCUCCAGAAUCCAGCUGUGUGUCUAUGAAGAGUGACUGGUCCAUAGGGGUCCCUCCUAAUCUCAGUGCUGGAACAAGGACAUCUGACCCUGAAGUGAAGAGAGAUGAUGUGAUGAGACCAGUGACGCCCCAUCUGACCUCCACUGACCCCGAAUGUCAGACCCUCACCAGGCAGAGAGUCAAAGACCAACACAAAACCAGCAUGAAGAACAAGUAUGAGAGAUUAUUUGAGGGAAUCAAACUAGAAGAGAAUCGAACCCUCCUCAACAGGAUCUACACACAGCUCUACAUCAUAGAGGGAGAGAGUGAAGGGGUGAAUAAAGAACAUGAAGUUUUACAGAUGGAGAAAACAGCCAGAACACAAGACACUCCAAUCUGCUGCAAUGACAUCUUUAAACCCUUACAUGAACCAGGAUGUGAGAAGAAAGACAAAAUCAAGACUGUUCUUACUAAAGGCAUCGCUGGAAUUGGAAAAACCGUCUCUGUGCAGAAGUUCAUUCUGGACUGGACUGAGGGAAAAGCCGGAUGUCAGGAUGUAGAUUUCAUGUUUGUGCUUCCAUUUCGAGAGCUGAACUUGAUUAAAGAUCACCAGUACAGUCUUCACAGACUUCUGCUGGACUUUCAUCCUGAACUUCAUGGUCUGGACUCAAAGAUUUAUGAGGAGUGUAAAGUUGUGUUCAUCUUUGAUGGUCUGGAUGAAAGCAGAAUUACACUGAUGUUUACAGACAUACAGAAAGUUUAUGAUGUGAAUAAAUCUUCAUCAGUGAGUGUGUUGUUGUCAAAUCUCAUCAGAGGAGAGCUGCUUCCCUCUGCUCUCAUCUGGAUCACCUCCAGACCAGCAGCAGCCAAUAAGAUCCCCUCAAAAUACAUCAACCGGGUGACAGCAAUUCAGGGAUUCAAUCAUCGUCAGAAGGAGGAAUAUUUCAGGAAGAGAAUCAGUGAUAAGCAUCAAGCCAGCAGAAUCAUCUCACACAUUAGAAGAUCAAGAAGCCUCCACAUCAUGUGUCACAUACCCGUCUUCUGCUGGAUCUCAGCCACUGUGCUUCAGAACUUACUGAAACAAGAUGACAGUGCAGAAAUCCCUCAAACUCUGACUGAAAUGUACAUCCACUUCCUGCUGACUCAGAUCAACAUGAAGAAUCAGAAGUAUGAUGAGAGAGAUCCAAAGAAACUCCUGAAGACCAACAGAGACAUGAUUGUGAAACUUGCUGAACUGGCUUUCAAACAGCUGAUGAAGGGCAAUGUGAUGUUCUAUGAGGAGGACCUGAGAAACAGCGGCAUACACGUCACUGAUGCCUCAGUGUAUUCUGGGAUUUGCACUGAAAUCUUUAAGCAGGAAUCUGUGAUUCAUCAGAGGAAAGUCUACUGCUUCAUACAUCUGAGCUUUCAGGAGUUUUUAGCUGCUUUCUAUGUGUUAUACACACAUGUAGUCGAGAAUGAGGAAUCACUGAUAUCGAUUGUACGUGAUUUGGAGUUUAUAUCGACAGUUUCAGGGAUGUGUGGAAUUGUUGGGCCUGAAGAAUAUCACCUGUACGGUGUUAAAAUCUCUCUGGAUGACCUACAAGAAGCAGCUGUUGAUAAAUCCUUAAAGAGUAAUAAUGGACACCUAGAUCUUUUUCUGCGGUUCCUGAUGGGCGUCUCACUGGAGUCUAAUCAGAAACUCUUACAGGGUCUACUGACACACACAGUGAACAGCUCAAGGUUUUCCGGUGCAAGAAGUUACAUUCAGAACAAAAUCAAGAGUGAUAGUUAUUAUGUAAGUCAACAUCUCUCAGCUGAGAGAUGCAUUAAUCUGUUUCUCUGUCUGCUGGAAAUGAAGGAUCAGACUCUGUACAGAGAGAUUCAGGAGUUUGUGAAAUCAGAGAAUCACUCAGCAAAGAAACUCUCUUCAUCUCACUGCUCAGCAAUCGCCUACAUGCUUCAGAUAUCAGAGGAGAUGCUGGAUGAAUUUGAUCUGAAGAAAUACAACACAUCAGAUGAGGGUAGAAGGAGACUGAUACCAGCUGUGGUGAACUGCAAAAAAGCUCUACUUGAUGACUGUAAUCUCACUGGUCAGUGUUGUGAAAGUUUAUCUUCAUCUCUACAAUCAUCAAACUCACUGAGAGAGCUGGACCUGAGUCACAACGACCUGCAAGAUUCAGGAGUGAAGCUUCUGUCUGAUGGACUGAAGAGUUCAAACUGUCAACUCAACAUACUGAGAUUAUCUGGCUGUAUGGUGACAGAGGAAGGCUGUCGUUAUCUUGCUUCAGCUCUGAGUUUAAACCCCUCACACCUGAGAGAGCUGGAUCUGAGCUACAAUCACCCAGGACAAUCAUUAGUCAAGCUGCUCUCUGAUCCAAACUACAGACUGGAAAAACUCAAUGUGGAUCAUGGAGGAGAGUUCAGGAUUGUAGCAGGAAUACAAAAAUACAUCUGCAAUCUCACACUGGAUUUAAACACAGCAAACACAUGUCUGUCUCUGUCUGAGAGGAACAGAAAGGUAGAACAUGUGAAAAAGAAGCAGCCGUAUCCUGAUCAUCCAGAGAGAUUUGAGAGAUUUCCUCAGGUUCUAUGUAGAGAGAGUCUGUCUGGACGCUGUUACUGGGAGGCUGAGUGCAACGGGAAGCCUGAUAUAUCAGUGACAUAUAAAGAAAUAAGCCGAAAAGGAAAGAAUGAUGACUGCAGGUUUGGAUACAAUGAAAAAUCCUGGAGUCUGAUCUGGAAAAAUUACAAAUUCUUUGUUAGACACAAUAAUAAGAAAACAGCCAUAACUCCCCCUUCACAUCGCUCUAACAGAGUAGGAGUGUAUCUGGACUGGUCGAUCGGCCGUCUGUCCUUCUACAGUGUCUCUAACACACACACACUCACACACUUACACACAUUCAACACCACAUUCACUGAACCCGUCUAUGCUGGAUUUAGGGUUUGUUAUUCUGGUAGUUCAGUGUCUCUUUGUGAGAUUAAACCACUUUCUGUGAGAAACAAGUCAGACACACACAGAUGAGAAAAAGAAACACUCACAUUAUGUAUUUAACUUACACAGCUGUAAACUCCUUCUCUAUUCUAAUAUAACACAUGUUGGCUUCUAAAUGAGACCACAGUUUUUAAACAAAGACAUAUGAAUGCAGCUCAACAGGAGUUUUUUUGAGUCUCUAAGCACCACCUGCAGGAAGAUUUAGUUUCUCACUCACAGGAAACAGUUCUUAGCAAAUGCACAGGUCAGUCAGAGCUCAUCUUCUAAACACUGUUCAUCACAAAUCUUAAAGGCUGUGGAGCUCAUUUUACGCUCUAUGUGGAAGCUAGAUGUCUCUUCCUGAUUGUUUAUUCUCACAAUCAGUGUUUGGGAAAGUUACUUUUAAAAGUAAUGCAUUACGAUAUUGAGUUACUCCCUAAAAAUGUAACUAAUUACGUUACUUAGUUACUUUUUAUGGAAAGUAAUGUGUUACUUUACUUUUGCGUUACUUUUUAAAUCUAAGCAGGGCUUGCUUGUUUGUGUUUAAUAUAAAAAGUUCUGUUUUUGGCAAAUGUAAAAGCCUUUUCACACCAAAAGCCUCAGGCUUUGAGAAAAGUAAAUUCAUGUACAGUAGACCGCAUAAGAAAAAUAUCAACUCUUCAGCAAUAAAAGAAAAGGAAAACAAAUGUUAGAUUAUGCUAGAUAAUAAUUUUUGCUUAUUAGUAUGGUUGAAUUGGAUCAUCGAAGGUCGGCAGCAAAGACAUCGGUUAAUAAAAUGGUAUUAAAUGCAUAAAGGAUAUUUGUAUUAUUUAACAUAUUUAAUUAUUGCAGGUUUACAUCAUAUUCUGAGUUUUUUUUUUUUUCAUUUUAGGAAUACUGAAUGUGUUUUUGUGAGUGAGAAUUAAUGAAUGUUCACAUUUAUUCUAAAACUAACAUCUUACUCCCGAUUUCUCUCAACAUGGGGACAGGAGAGCUUUUAAUCAAUAAAUGGGAGGAAAAGUAACUGGCGUUACUUAUUUGAAAAAAGAUAUUUUCUUGUCAAUUAAAAAGUAAUGCAUUACUUUAUUAGUUGCUUGGAAAAAGUAAUAAUAUUAUGUAACUUGCGUUACCCCCAACACUGCUCUCAAUCACAGUCAAACUGAUUGUUCAAUGGAGUUGUGGAUCAAAAUCAUAUCAGAUUUAGUCGUUGUGGGACCUUUUG